AUGAUAUCUAAAAAACAUGCAGAGAUUGAGGCAGAGAGUAUUGACGGAUCUCUUUUUAUUAAAGAUCUUAAUUCAUGUAAUAAAACAAAAAUAAAUAAUACUAAAUUAAGAUCAUACUCUUCAUAUCAAAUCAAAGAUGGAGAUAAAUUAAUUUUUGGACAAGUUACCUCCACUUUUAAGUUGCACUAUACAUCGGAUGAUUCCUUUAUAGUAUCUACGCCUCAAAUAAAAAAAAAAAUUCAAUCUUUUAUUCCUGGAACUCCAGAUUCUUCAUUAAAUGCCUCAUCGACUUCGGAAAAUAAUGUUUCAGUAAUACCUGAAACACAAACGGAUAUAAUCGAAACAUCCUUCCAGCGUCCUGAAAUAUCUGUUUUAAAUAAUGAACAAAUAAGUGUAAACCUUCCUCCAGUGAUGAACUCCAAUUUUUUAUCAUCUUCUUUAUCAUCAAAUAAAAGUGAUCAAAAUGAUAUUACAAAUUGUAAAACUCAAAUAUUACCUUUGAAAGAAGAACUCGAUAAUAGUAUAAAUGCUUCUGAAAUUCAUUAUUCUAUUUCUGGCAAUAAAAGUACUAAUGAUUCAAAUGAAAAUAUUUAUGACAUGGAAACACAAAGACCUUCCAAUCUUGAUGAAAAUGAAGACAAUAUCGAAAAUGCAGCAACACAACAUAUUAAUUAUAAUAAAUCAGAUCUUUAUAACAACAAAUUUAAUGAUCUAACGAUCUACGAUGCUAAGACGCAAGACAUUGAUUGUGAAACAUCUGUGAAUGAUUCCAUAAUAAACCUUGAAAAACAGCAACUGUAUCGUAAAUCAGAGGUUAAUGAAAAGACAGUAAAUAAUUCUAUUUACAGUGCUGCUACACAAAAAAUGUUACCUGAAAUGUCAAGAAAGGAAUCUGUAGAAGAUUUUGAAAUACAGCUGCUUAAUUGUGAUGCAUUCAAUAGCAAUAAAAGCAAAUUACAAGAUAUGUCCAUUUACAGUACUGAAACACAAAAAAUUGAAUCAAAAAAAUCUAUCGAAAAUAUUGAGUCUGAAAAUCCAAUUAAAAAAAAUGUGAAAACUACAUCCAAUUUAGAAUUUUCGAUGGAGGAUAUGGAAAAAAUAAAGAUAAUUAAAGAUAAAAAUUCAACAUAUGAUGAUAAUGAAGAUUGUGAUACACAGGAUUUGGAAGAAUUAUCAUUUGAUUCAGGUUUCCGAACAACAGAACAGGAAAGUGAUGAUCCUAAUAAAACAAAUAAUAUAAAAAGUAAUGAUAAUAAGAUAUCUGAACUGCAAGUCUCUAAAAAAUCUAUGAGUAUAAAUAAUUAUGAUGAAGCAGAUGAUUUUCAGAAGAAGUAUAAUUGUCAUUCAACAAAUGAAUCCUUUUCUUCAACUAAUAAACAGUUUAAAAAAUUAAAAAACAUUCAUAAUGAAGAUCAGAUAAAAAAUGUAGUAGAUAGUAAUGAUGAAGAUGAAAUGUUUUGUUCACAAAAUUUAAUUCAAGAUUGUUCAUUUGCAUUUCUUUCUGAAGAAUCACAAAUUGAUGACCAAUCAAAUAAAACUAAUGAAGGUAUUUUUCCUAAAGAAAAUGAUAUUGAGAACUUUAAUAAUAAAAAUAAUAUCAACAAUAGCAAAAAAGUAAAUCAUAAAGAAAUCAAAAGUGAUUCAGAAACUGACGAAGAAGCAAAAAAGUAA
Ceratosolen solmsi marchali is the source of this 1671-nucleotide messenger RNA. NCBI's taxonomy places the organism in Eukaryota, Metazoa, Arthropoda, Insecta, Hymenoptera, Agaonidae. The record is from RefSeq and is a predicted model, not a curated record.